This is a messenger RNA of Sapajus apella (tufted capuchin), 3746 nucleotides long. RefSeq names its product protein tyrosine phosphatase receptor type H (gene PTPRH). Gene Ontology annotation, biological process: protein dephosphorylation. Lineage: Eukaryota; Metazoa; Chordata; Mammalia; Primates; Cebidae. The record is from RefSeq and is a predicted model, not a curated record. The transcript is spliced from 15 exons. Gene Ontology annotation, molecular function: protein tyrosine phosphatase activity; protein binding. The coding region runs from base 1056 to 3221 and encodes 721 amino acids.
CGGCUACGCUUUGUAUUCUUAACUUCCAUACUAUACAUGAGAUUAAGGCAACCCAUUUAUGCACAUAAUUAGUAAGUCAACAAAAACACCUUGAAAAAUCCUGGGUGUCAGCUGCCUUCUGAGCACAGGUGACCUAGGGAUGAACUAAAAAUAAACACGACUAAGAUUUAUCAAGUGUUUACAGCGGGCCAGGCACUGUUCCAAGAUCUUCCACAUAGUAACUAAUUUAUUUCUCUUAAAAUAUUUACAAGGGGCUGUGCCCAUUCUUUAGAGAGGAGGAAUCUGAGUCACUGUGAACUGAAAUCACUUGUUCAGGGUCACACGUAGAGAUGCAGAUUAGAGAGUCUGGUGUUUAGAAGGGUCCUGAGCAGGCUAGAAAAGCCCCCGGGCCCAGCGUGGGUCAUUUCCAAGCCGAAUCCUAAUGGAGGAGUAGCUAGGAGACUGUUGGGGGAAAGUAGGCCGGUGUGCCUGGUAGGGGAGACACCCUAGGCAAAGGCCAGGAGGUGGGAACCUGCUGGACUCACUUUGUGAGAGCUGCAAGGGCUUGUGGGAGAUGGAGAGGGGAAAGGCCCGAAUGGAAGAGCGUGCCCCAGGGACGAGGGGUGUGAGUUCUAGGCCCCAGGCUGAUGUGAUGUGUGAUCACCCACCAGGGAGGCAAGGGAGUCAGCCGGCCUUUCUUUCAGCAGCCCCAGCACUCAUUAUCUGUCCCACAUCCCGCGUCUGUGCAGCGGUGGGGCACAGCACCCAGUACCUUGGGUACAGAGGAGGUUUCAGGGGACAAAGUGGAGUGGGCUGGGGGCCGAUGAUGCCAUGUGGGGCUGAAGAGAGGAUCAGAGGUGUCUCCAGGGUCAGAGCUAGAGGCAGCGGUGAGGGAGGAAGGUGAGGGCUGGCUGGGCAGGGCUGGGAGCUGGGUUCCACUUCCUCCUCCUCCCCUUCCCGCCCUGGCCUCUCUGGCUUCACCAAUGAGCUGGGAAAGGGGAAAUUCUUGAGUGUAAAGUCCAGCAGGUGGAAGGACCAGGCCUGGGACUCCUGGGUCCCCGGCAGUGUCUGGAGGCAUGACUGGGGCUGGUGGGGGCCUCGGGGCCUGGCGGAGCCUGGUGCUGCUGGGCCUGUGCAGCUGGACAGGGGCCAGUGUGGCCGCCCUUGACCCAGUGAGGAACCUGAGAGCGGAGAAUCAGACCAACAGCUCCAUCACCCUGAGCUGGGAGGCCCCCGAGGGUCUCGACCCGAAGAACUCCACCUACUGGGUUCAGUGGAGUCGAGAUGGUGGCAGCAGGGAGACUCGAAACACAACAGACACCAGAGUCACUGUGGACGGACUCGAACCCGGGUCUUCGUACGCAUUUUUUGUGUGGAUAGAAAAAGAUGGAGAGCAAAGCACCAGGGUGAAUCUCAGUACCUCCACAGGUGAGGGGCAGCCAUGGUUUUCAUCUUUAUCAUUAUUACCACUGGAGCCAUUGAUAAUGGGUAUCUCAGCUUUGCUGUGGGGGAGAGGCUGGCAGGCAGGCUGGGGUAAGAGGGUCUUUGAGGCUACCCCUUUAGUUCUCUGUCCUCACUUCUCAGCUCCCAGUGAGGUCACGGAUCUCCAGAACAAAACUCAGACUAACAACUCAGUCACACUGUGGUGGCAGGCCCCCAGAGACCCCCACUCUCAGCUGUACGUAUACAGGGUCCAGUGGGCCAGCGAGGGACAUCCCCAGAGGGAGCAAGAUCCGCAAGUGAAUUGGGCCAACCAGUCCAGCAGGACCAAUGAGACAUGGUACAAGGUAGAGGCCCUGGAACCCGGGACUCUGUACAACUUCACCGUGUGGGCAGAAAGAAACGACAUGGCCAGUUCCACGCAAAGCAUCCGUGUGUCCACAAACCCAGACACAGUCACCAUCACUUCCUGCGUCAGCACCUCAGGGGGCUAUGGAGUCAUCUUGACCUGGUCCUGCCCCCAGGGAGGCUAUGAGGCCUUUGAGUUGGAGGUGGGUGGACAGCGAGGCUCCCAGGACAGAGCUUCGUGUGGGAAGGGUAUGUCUGUGUUGGGUCUCGGGCCAGCUCAGUCCUACCCAGCCACCAUCACGACCAUCUGGGACGGAAUGAGAGCCACCUCUGCCUCUGUGACCUGCCACACCGAGAGUGCAGGGGUCAUUGCCGGAGCCGUUGUGGGCAUCCUCCUAUUUCUCAUCCUGGUGGGCCUGCUUAUUUUCUUCCUGAAGAGGAGGAAUAAGAAGAACCAGCAGAAGCCAGAACUCAGUGAUCUGGUCUUCAGCUUCCUAGGGGACAUCCUGGCUGAAGACUUUGCUGACCACGUCAGGAAGAAUGAGAAGGACAGCAACUAUGGUUUUGCAGAGGAGUACCAGCAACUGUCCCUGGUGGGCACCAGCCAGUCUCAGAUGGUGGCUUCAACUCCAGAGAACAACACCAAGAACCGCUACAGAAAUGUGCUUCCCUAUGACUGGUCCCGGGUGCCCCUGAAGCCCAUCCCCGAGGAGCCAGGCUCUGACUACAUCAAUGCCAGCUUCAUGCCCGGUCUCUGGAGCCCCCAGGAGUUCAUAGCAACCCAGGGCCCCCUGCCACAGACAGUGGGCGACUUCUGGCGCCUGGUGUGGGAACAGCAGAGCCACACCCUGGUCAUGCUGACCAACUGCAUGGAGGCCGGCCGGGUGAAGUGUGAGCAUUACUGGCCUCUGGACUCUCAGCCCUGCACCCACGGGCACCUGCGGGUGACCCUGGAGAGUGAGGAAGUGAUGGAGAACUGGACGGUCCGGGAACUGCAGCUCCUCCAGGUGGAGGAGCAGAAGACGCUCUCCGUGCGGCAGUUCCACUACCUGGCCUGGCCGGAUCACGGCGUUCCCUCCUCCCCAGACACGUUGCUGGCUUUCUGGAGGAUGCUCCGGCAGUGGCUGGAUCAGACCAUGGAGGGAGGCCCACCCAUUGUGCAUUGCAGUGCUGGCGUGGGCCGCACGGGCACCCUCAUUGCCCUGGACGUCCUGCUUCGGCAGCUGGAGUGCGAGGGUCUCCUUGGGCCCUUCAGCUUCGUGAAGAAGAUGAGAGAGAGCCGGCCGUUGAUGGUACAGACGGAGGCCCAGUACAUAUUCCUGCACCAGUGCAUCCUGCGGUUCCUCCAACAAUCAGCCCAGGCCCCAGCUGAGGAGGAGGUCACGUAUGAGAAUAUUGAAAACCUUAUUUACGAGAACAAGGCCGCCAUCCAGGCCCACGAGUUGGAGGUCUAAGUGACAAGAGGGCUGGGCUGGCAGCCCAGGCAUCCUCAAGCUCUGGACGCCCACUUGAACCCAGAUUCCUGGAAGAGCAGAGGGCUGGGCUCCCAGACUCCUGGGUGCUGUGGGAGGAGGGGGCUGGGAGCCCAAACUCCAGUUUCCCCAGGAGAGAGUGAUCUGGUGGACCUCAGCACAUGACUCUAUGGGACCUGGGGAUCUGGAUUCCUGGUGCCUUGAAGGAGGAGAGGGGUGGUAGCUUGGAAUUCCUAGGUCUUUGAGGGAGGAGGAAGCUGGGAAUCUGGGAUGUAGGAAGAAACAGGCUGGAGCCUGGAUUCUGAGGCAGGAAGGAAUUCAGGUCUGGAAUUCUGGCUACUUGAGGACAAAAGGCAGGCAGGAUCCUGCCCUGCUUUUACUUCAGAAACCAAAUCAGUCUAUAAUCUGAGGUUGGAGGGAGUCCCUGUGCCCAAGGUCUCCCUGCACCCGCCGUCUGCAUAUGUGUUUCCUUCUAUCCCAUAAUUUAUCAAAUCAUUGUUUUCCACA